CAUAUGGCAAGCAUCAACACGUGUCGAUGGAUGCCUCGAGGGACACGAGGCUUCCCGCUCAUUGCAUGUCCAACCUUUGCCUUUCACGGGAGAGAGAUGCCAUCGCCACGCCGAUGCCGCGUUGGUCUUUUGACUCCGUGCGUGGUGGCGGGCCGGGCAUCCAUGGAGACGCGUCGUCGGCGUCGGAGCGCCGUCCAUGCCGUGAGUUUAUAAAACGGCUGCCGAGGAGCUUCAUUUUGUGCAAACGGUACCCGUCCGCAUCAACUCGUCAAGGACCAACGGAGUCUCUAGGAGGAUUGUUGCGCAUGAUGAGGAGCAUUGGCUGCCGGAAGAGGAUGGACGGGAAGAGCGGCGGCGGGUCGUGGCGGCAGGCGCCGGCGCCGGUGAGGCAGCUGUUCCGAAGGGUGAGACGCGCCAUGCUGCGGCCAAAACACCGGGCCGUGAGCUUCGAGUAUGACCUCAAGAGCUACUUCCAGAACUUCGACGAUGGCCUCGUCCCCGCCCACCGCCUCUAGCAACACCGGCAGGAAAUACUAUUGUUUUCUUCUUUUCAGUUUUAUUACUACUUACGGCCCGGCCGGACCACGGCUCGUGGCCCGAGAGUACUCUAUUAGUAUUAGCCGGUACUGUUUGUACAAAGGAUGAUUCUUGUCUAAAACUAGCAAUGAAAUGAUAGUGUAUCUA
Molecule: messenger RNA, 684 nt
Organism: Triticum dicoccoides
Lineage: Eukaryota; Viridiplantae; Streptophyta; Magnoliopsida; Poales; Poaceae
Exons: 3
Coding region: 27-515 (162 amino acids)
Source: RefSeq, a predicted model, not a curated record